This is a messenger RNA of Closterium sp. Naga37s-1, 792 nucleotides long. The record is from the annotation of a GenBank genome assembly. NCBI's taxonomy places the organism in Eukaryota, Viridiplantae, Streptophyta, Zygnematophyceae, Desmidiales, Closteriaceae.
AUGCCGUCGUUUGUCGGCGCGUGCGAGAUGGCAGACAAGCGAACAGAAAGCGAUGCCGCCGUGAGUGAAGGGCGCGCGCAAGAGAGUGGGUGUGGCGAGUGGGAGCCGCAACGCGGCACGCAUCACGCCGUUUCAUCCCUCCUCGGAAAGAAUCGUUCCGACGAUGAUGCCAGCAUAGUCAUGCUACCAGGUGUUACAGGGGGAUUGCAAGUCAACCAUCCACUCAUGCUACCUGCAAGUGGAUUCUACUCGUAUCUGCACUCCCUCGAUGAAAGCAGCCAAUUCCGUCGUGCAUGCAUGCUGAACAUGAGACGGGCCAGACGAACUGGCCUCGGCUCGUCACGAGCCGUGAAUGCCACUGCUGCGUGUCAUGAUGCCACCCGCCUUCCUCAGCUUCAGCCCCCCGGAAACACCUCCUCUGCUCAACAUGCUCACUCUCUCACCAUGCCCGUCCACCUCCUCUGCACUCUGGCCCAUGAGAUUCUCGACGAGGCAAGGUUCACACUGUACAGCGUGUACGAAGCUCUUGGAAUCACUCUGGGGCGGCUGGUGGGAGUGGAUCAGUUUGGCGUGCAACUGGAGGGGCUGAGGGAGCAGCUGGAAGCAGCCAGGGGGGAGUUGGCUGCACACAAGAACCUGAUUACAAGGCAAGCCCAGGAGCUGGCAGCAGCAAGGGGGGAAGUUGCUGAGCAGAGCAGUCGUAUGCUCAAGGUUGACGGUGCCCUGGAGGAAGCAUUGGUUUCACUUGCUCGGGGCGAUUGGGGAAGCACACACACACUGAAUGUAAGUUGA